Dermacentor andersoni is the source of this 1233-nucleotide messenger RNA. RefSeq names its product PIH1 domain-containing protein 1-like. Gene Ontology annotation, biological process: rRNA processing; box C/D snoRNP assembly. The record is from RefSeq and is a predicted model, not a curated record. Lineage: Eukaryota; Metazoa; Arthropoda; Arachnida; Ixodida; Ixodidae. Gene Ontology annotation, cellular component: R2TP complex; cytoplasm; ribonucleoprotein complex.
GGGGGGCAGUAAUAGGGUACACAAGCAGAGACAAGCUCAGCACAUUUCUCGCUGUCUGCGUUAUCUGCUUAUGUCCUUUGGUUCUGUGGUGAAUUCGCUGAAGUUAACGUCUUCGACUGCUCGUCGCUGCUGUGCUGUCCGUUGAUGUGACGCCGUGUGCCGCGGGAAGAUGAGUGAGAGAAAUUUCCUAGACGUUCCCGAGGACAGCGACGCGCCGUACGAGUCUCUUUUCCUUCAGGCUGACAAAGAAUUCAGGCAGUUUGUGAAGACCUUGGCUGAUGAGCCCCAUGCUCGGAAACUCAAGUCAAAAUCUAUCAAGCCAGCACCGGGGUUCUGUGUGAAGCUCAAAGACACGUCCACUGGUGGCAAGCUCUUCAUUAAUGUUUGCCACACUCCCGAGCUUCCAGAGCCGCAGGACAUCAGCGAUGAGGAGCUCAUACACAUCCUCGGGUCGGACGACCCCACCACAUACCGUGUCCCUCUCAGCCUGGGCCUGCCCCACGAGGAGGUGGACAAGAGUGGAGGGCCGUGUACGGUGUAUGACGUGAUCAUCAACGAGACUUUCUUCCGCAAGAUCAGCUCGAACGAGCUGUUCAAGACAUUCCUCAUCACAGUGGCACUUGACGGCAUCGAGGAGAAGUACAAUGCACACCCCGACCGAGACAACUAUGUGGUGCUGAAGAACAAGCUGUACAUGGGCACCAUGCCUGACCACUGCAUACAGGAUAGGAAAGGACCGCUGAUAUCCGAGCUCCCCACGGCCCAGAAACAGCCUACUGACAGCAGUGGGGAUGACGGCGACAAGAGCAUGUGCGACAAUGAUGGCGAUGACAGCACCACCCUCGCAAGGCGGGGAUCGGCGAAAGUGGACCUUACGCGGCACACCCUGCCUGGACAGCGCGACACGCUGGUGGCGCGCUUCUCCCUGCCAGCUGUGAAAUCGGGUUCGUCACUGGCACUCGACAUGGGAGAUGACCAUGUGCAGCUUACAAGUGAUGAGCCAAAGUAUACGUUCGACUUCUACCUCCCCUUCUCCAUUGAAGAAGAUGCGGCAGUUGCAGAAUUUAACACAAAGCAUCAGGUGCUGACAGUCACUGUGCCAAUCGUGCCAACGGAGUCCUGAUUCUACAAGCUUUUGAUUGUUUGAUGUCGCCAAUUCAAGUUUAAGUGUAAAUGGAACAGCUACACUGAUUGUAAAAGCGCACCUGAAUAAACUGUUUGUUUUCCAUCAAA